UGUCAGUUCUCAUCUGGCCACCUGGGAACAGGACUGGCUUUGUAGGGCACAAUCCCUCUGAGGCCAGCAGCCAAGAGAAAAGCUUUGCUACGCAUACAAAAACCAGCAUGCAGGAUCCAAAUGAAGAUACAGAAUGGAAUGAUAUCUUGAGAGACUUCGGGAUUCUGCCACCAAAAGAAGAGGUCAAGGAUGAAACUGAAGAAAUGGUGUUACGCUUACAGAAAGAAGCAGAAGUGAAGCCUUAUGAAAGGAUGAAUCUGGAACAACUCAAAGAAGCUGAAGAUGUCUUUGAUGAUGAGGACAUGAAAGCUGUUGAAAUGUACAGGAAACGACGCUUAAAAGAACUGAAAGCUUUACAGAAGACGCACAGAUAUGGAGAACUCAGAGAAAUUUCUGGUGAACAGUAUGUCAAAGAAGUGACCAAUGCCCCCAAAGAUGUGUGGGUUGUCAUCCACCUGUACAAAUCAAGCAUUCCCAUGUGUUCACUAGUUAGCAGACAUCUCAGCCAACUGGCCCAAAAGUUUCCUGAAACCAAGUUUGUGAAAGCCGCGGCCAACAGCUGCAUUGAAAAUUACCACGACAGUUGCUUGCCUACCCUGUUUGUAUAUGAAAAUGGACAGAUCAAAGGCAAGUUCUUGGGAGUUAUGGAAUGCGGAGGAACAAACCUGACAGUGGAAGAACUUGAAUGGAAGUUGGCAGAAGUUGGGGCUCUCAAAACAGAUUUGGAAGAAAACCCCAAGAAGAACGUUGUGGAUAUGAUGACAUCGUCAGUUAGAAAUGCUUUCAUACGUGACUAAGUGGGGAUGGCAAAGAGAC
Molecule: messenger RNA, 816 nt
Organism: Heteronotia binoei (common prickly gecko)
Lineage: Eukaryota; Metazoa; Chordata; Lepidosauria; Squamata; Gekkonidae
Gene: PDCL2
Product: phosducin like 2
Exons: 6
Coding region: 108-797 (229 amino acids)
Biological process (GO): protein folding
Cellular component (GO): cytoplasm
Source: RefSeq, a predicted model, not a curated record